AGUACAAUUAUGUUGCUUAUAAAAUUUUGGCAUGUCCAACGAAAGCUUGUACAGAAAGAUGGCCCCUCAUAGCAGUCAAUCUAAAUCAAACGAAGACUACGAAGUGGAAUGUAAUGUGGAAAUGCAUGAUGAUCAUCCAUUGUUAGAAGAAUGUGUUGAGUCAAACAUCACUCUUGAACAACCGUUGCAUCUGAUUUCCCAGAAUAUUGAUGAAACUAUUACCGUUGAUGUCGACAAAUCUCAACCUGAUGAAAAAAAUAUUGCAGCUGUUUUGCAUUAUACUGGGUUAUUGCUUCAAUUUUCUGCAGUAACAAAUUUGGGGGAACAUCAAUCAUUUGCUAUUCUUGACUAUAAUGUGGAGAAAAGAAAAAUUAUGCACACUUCAUAUGUGUUUGUUCAUCGGUACCCUCAUUAUCAUGUAAAUGGAUUUGUCUGGUUGUUUGGCUGUUCAUGUGAUCGAUUGCGACUGGAAUUUGUGCAGGCCCUUAGCUCAAAUACUAAUUUAAGUACAGAUAAAGUUGUAAGCUAUCCAAAAUGCUUACAUAUAUUGGCAAUGGAAAGAUUUUUGGAGACUUAUGAUGAAAAUUUGGGAAUAACCUCACAAGAAUCAAGUUUUUUCAAGAUUGUGGAAAAAUCAGGAACAUCUGACCCAAUAGAUCAUUCAUACUGUGGAAUGUUUCCUAAAGAGGACUUGUUUAAAGCCGUUAGUGGUGGUCCCAACUGGAUUGCUGUAAAACCAGUCAAUCGCGAAUGGGGCGUGUGCACAUUUACUUAUUCUAAAGUAGCACUACCUCAAGCAGAGCUAAGAUGUUCUAAUUGUUCAUCUUACCUCUGCAUUCAUGUUACAACUCUUGGGAAGGCGCUGGAAAUCGUACAAGAUGAUGACGACUCGCAGCUAGCAUAUUUUAAGUUAGCUUUUGAAACCUCACCUGAAAUGAGAAAUUACUACGAGUUGGCAACUCGUAGUGAAAAAAGUUGUGAUGAGAAUGAUGCCAAUCAUUUUGCUAAGCUUCUGGCUAUGAACUGGUCAAAGAUAUUCGUACCUAGUGCUUGUGGUACUUGCUCUUGUGGUGCUGCUUGGGAUAAGCGUGAUGUAUCAGAUGACUGGCUGGAUGUGGAAGGCUGUCAUGUGGCGUAUCUUUAUGAUUUCCACUGUGUGAAUGUGUAUUAUCGACCGUGUUCUACAUGCACAAACAAGAAGCGGUACGAUGGUAUCGAGAACAACGUCUUGUGGUUUGGAUCAUUUUCCAUUUCGCAUGCAGUCCUCAAAGAUUAUAUAAGGCAUUUUUUGGUUUCAAGAUUACUUGACAUUGACUUUGUUGACGCUUUUCAUUGUAACAUCUGUGGAAAACAUCCGAAAAAAGUUGUUAUGGACGGUACGGCACUUGGUAUCCAAAAAACCUUCUUGCCUCGUAAGGUAGCUUCCCCAGAAGGCCCUACGAUGGAUGGAAGAUAA
Molecule: messenger RNA, 1456 nt
Organism: Xenia sp. Carnegie-2017
Lineage: Eukaryota; Metazoa; Cnidaria; Anthozoa; Malacalcyonacea; Xeniidae
Exons: 12
Coding region: 32-1456 (474 amino acids)
Source: RefSeq, a predicted model, not a curated record